Sungouiella intermedia is the source of this 3684-nucleotide messenger RNA. The record is from the annotation of a GenBank genome assembly. Lineage: Eukaryota; Fungi; Ascomycota; Pichiomycetes; Serinales; Metschnikowiaceae.
AUGGCCAGUGGAACCUUAGAUCCACUAGAGAAGCUCAAAGUGCCGACCUCAUCUGAGUCGAUCGCAGAUUCACUUUCUCGUGAGCUCUUGGAACCAUCGAACAGAUUGACAUGGGACCUUUUGGAUUUGGUUCAAGCAGUUCCUGCCAUCGACAAGCAGAGAGUUUUCGAUGAUCUCUUGGUACAGCCACUGCCAAUCAGCAGAACCAGUUUCCGCUUCAAACGUGAGGGAAUUGCUGGUAAAAUUUCCGGGUAUAAGGAAGAGAUGAAAGUGAGUGAGCUCGACAAUGCCACGGCGUCCAAUUCUCUCUCCAUCAACAGAAAGUACGGACUGAAACAGGAUGCUGUGAGUGGAAAGUCAAGUUUCUUGCCAUUUCAACCUGGUGGACUUCUCAAUCGGGCUCAGACAAACCAGACCUUAAACUUGAAUCAACAGAAAAGUGAGGCACUGUUCUUGAAAAGAAACAAGCUUGGACUAUUCGAUACCCCACAGGGAUUGCUGCGAGGCUUGAAAUUGCUGAAUACUGCUGCUUCAGCUGAAGGUGUGAUAGAGUUGGGUUCCGAUCAGGGCGAAAAUGUCGAAGAGAGUGACCUCCCAGCAAGCAAAGACCAAGGUCUUAUGGAAGCAUUGGGGUCUGCAACAGUCACAGAAGAUUCUGGCACAAGCGAUGCACUUGAUGAACUCGAAGAUAUUGUACCACACUACGAGGUUAUGAAGGACCAAAUGGAUGCAGAUGCAAGAGUCAAGCACAACUGGGCACAUGUGGUGGACUUGGACCAUAAGAUCGAAAAUUUCAAGGACGUGGUUCCCAACAUGGCACGUGAGUGGCCGUUCGAGUUGGAUACUUUCCAGAAAGAGGCAGUUUACCAUCUUGAGCAAGGAGAUUCGGUGUUUGUUGCUGCUCAUACAUCGGCUGGUAAGACUGUGGUGGCCGAGUAUGCCAUUGCCAUGGCUGCGAGAAACAUGACCAAAACCAUUUACACCUCGCCCAUCAAGGCACUCUCCAAUCAGAAAUUUCGUGAUUUCAAGGAAACUUUCAAAGAUAUAGAUGUGGGCUUAAUCACCGGUGAUGUACAAAUCAAUCCAGAUGCCAACUGUUUGAUCAUGACAACUGAGAUUUUGCGUUCCAUGUUAUACAGAGGCGCGGACCUUAUAAGAGAUGUGGAGUUUGUCAUUUUCGACGAAGUGCAUUAUGUCAAUGACAUAGACAGAGGUGUUGUGUGGGAAGAGGUGAUCAUCAUGCUUCCAGACCACGUCAAGUAUAUUUUGCUAUCUGCUACUGUUCCAAACACCUAUGAGUUUGCAAACUGGGUGGGCAGAACUAAACAAAAGGAUAUGUAUGUUAUUUCCACACCGAAGAGACCGGUCCCUCUCGAGAUUUUUGUGUGGGCGAAGACUGACCUUUACAAGGCCAUCAAUGCACAGGGAGUGUUCAGUGAGCUGGAGUUCAAGAAGCAUAGUUUGGCUUUGACUGCGAACCAGAAAUCUGGCCCUCCAAAUGUCACAAUGGGCUCGGGCUCCAGAAAUGGCCCAGGAGGUACUGCUAGAGGAGGUAAUAGGGGUGGAAACAGAGGUGGUGGACCUCUGGCCAGAGGAAGAGGCAACUUCCAGCCUCGUGGUGCUUUUACUAGGGACGGGCCCAAUAAGCAGACUUGGGUACAAUUGGUGCAAUAUCUCAACCAACAGAAGCUUCUACCAGCCGUUGUUUUCGUUUUCUCCAAAAAAAGAUGUGAGGAUUACGCUGACACCUUGGGUGGUGUGAACUUCUGUACUGCCAAAGAAAGAUCUGAGAUACACAUGUUCAUUGAUCGUGCAGUGGCUAGGCUUAAGAAGGAAGACCGUGAGUUGCCUCAGAUCUUAAAGAUUAGGGACAUGUUAAGUCGAGGCAUUGCUGUGCAUCAUGGAGGUCUUUUACCUAUUGUCAAAGAAUGUAUCGAAAUUUUGUUUUCCAAGACUUUAGUCAAAGUCUUAUUUGCAACCGAAACGUUUGCAAUGGGUUUGAAUUUGCCUACUAGAACAGUUGUGUUUUGCGAAUUGAGGAAACAUGAUGGAAGAGGAUUUAGAAACUUGCUUCCAGGCGAAUUCACACAGAUGGCUGGAAGAGCAGGAAGAAGAGGUUUGGAUUCUACGGGUACAGUGAUCGUCAUGUCCUACAAUCAACCCCUCUCACCAACUGACUUCAAGGACGUGACCAUGGGAGUUCCCACCAAAUUACUGUCGCAGUUCAGAUUGACAUACAACAUGAUCUUGAAUUUGUUGAGAAUUGAGGCCCUACGUGUGGAGGAAAUGAUCAAGCACUCAUUCAGUGAGAACUCCACCCAGACACUUUUGCCUGAACAUAAGAUUGAAGUGGAGCAUUUGACAGAACAACUAGACUUGGUGAAGAUAAAAGACACUCCCAAUUUGGCUGCUUAUGAGGAAGCAUAUGAGCUUUUCUCUGAAUAUCAGCAGCUUUAUGGAAAGAUUGUUGCUGAAGUUCAACUGCUGGUGUCCAGUAGGGUGAGCAUCUUCAAAAUCGGUAAGAAUAUGAUUUUCCUUGAUGACGACGAUGUCUUGAGGUUCGGAUUUUUGAUUAAGAGUGACAUCGCCAACGGCAAGCUCGUCUUUAUCACUUUUGACCAUGGAAAGCAGUAUGAAGACGACAGUAGGGAGUACCAGUUGCCAUACUUCCCCAAUAAAAUGUAUCUCCUGAAGGUCAUGGAAGAGAUUCGCUACUGUGGAAAGUUGAGAUUGACUUCAGUUCCAUACGAGAGAGUUCAAUUUGUCAGCAAAUAUACUGCCAAAUUCAGUGUUAAGGGCCUCGUCCAGAAUGAUCCAGCUGUCAUAAAGGAAGUCGAGGAUUCUUUCAAAGUGAUCACCAGGUUCCAGUAUCGCUUGGAUCAGGUUGAGUUUAGCCAGGCAGUGCAAUUGUCACUUCAUGAGUUGUUGGGUAGAAUGGCCGAGGUGACCAGCAAGAUCAAUAGCUUGACGAUUUUAACAAGUCCGGAUUACAAGAUUAUCUACUCACAGUUGCAUAAGAGGAAUACUAUUAAGAAUAAUAUUGAAUCCCUCAACAGAUUAAUUUCCGAUGAGAACUUGGAAUUGCUUCCGGACUAUGAACAGAGAUUGCAAGUGCUUCAGAAGCUCGAUUUUAUUGACAAGAACCAAAAUGUGGUGUUGAAGGGACGUGUUGCUUGCGAGAUCAACUCUGGGUGGGAACUUGUGUUGACGGAGUUAAUCCUUGAUAACUUCCUUGGAGACUUUGAGCCCGAGGAAAUUGUGGCGCUCUUAUCGUGCUUCGUGUACGAGGGUCGUACUAAAGAAGAGGAACCUCAACCAAUCACUCCCCGUUUGGAGAAAGGAAGAACUAAAAUCUUGGAGAUCAGUGAGCGCUUAUUGAAGAUCUACACCGAGUACCAAGUGUCGCUCACAUCCGAAGAAGAGGAGUUCUUGGAAAGAAAUAGAUUCGCUUUGGUGAAUGUUGUGUAUGAAUGGGCACGUGGAUUGACGUUCCGUGAAAUUAUGCAAAUUAGCGUGGAGCUGGAGGGAACAAUCGUUCGUGUGAUCACUCGUUUGGAUGAAAUCUGUCGCCAGGUUAAGAAUGCUGCUUUGAUUGUGGGAGAUUCAACAUUACACCUGAAGAUGUCUGAGGCUCAGGAAAGAAUCAAGAGGGACAUCGUUUUCUGUGCUUCGUUAUAUCUUUAA